ACAACACAAGAAGUCACGGCUGUAAAGGUGUGUUUGUGUGACAAACAUGGAAGGGGCAUGUGCAAAAUGGCAGCACAGAGGUUCUGGUGAGAAGAGUGGGACCCAGCUUCAGUUUAUCAAGGGCUGCAACAGUGUACCCGCCAAGAUUGCCACCACCAUCCGUCUUCGGGACCUUUAUGAUCCCAAGCCUCAACCUGCCAAAUCCCCAGUCCGGAUCCGCCCUCCAAGUCCGAGACCUCCCACCGUAAAGCAACCCGAAAUUAAGCAAAAUGUGGUCAGGGAGCCUCCAACUAAGACGAUCAUGAGCAAACGAAUUCGGUCUCGGUCUCUUUGUUCAGUUGCAGAGGAGGAAGAGAUCAGGAGCCCACAGGUUCGCUUUGUGGACUCACUGGGGAUUGAGCUAGAACAAGUGAAGGUCUUCAAAGUUCAAGAGCACCCCAUGAUACCCCAGCAUGUCAAGUUCAGACUAUUGAUGAGCUCUGAACAGGCCUACGGGAAGAAACUGGAGCUGUCCCUGCCUUACUUCAAACCUUGUUUCCCUGAAAAUAUGGGAGCUCAACCAGACUUCCUGAAGCGUCUGUGCACCCAGACCGUGUGCCUGGAGCAGGUCCUGUGCUCAGAGGUGGGGAUUACAGGGACUAUACAAGUUCUUAAUUUAGCCUUUGAGAAAGAGGUCACAGUGCACUAUUCUUUCACCAACUGGAGAAUAAGCUCAGAUACAACAGCAUUCUGGGUAUCAAGUGGGAACCGCAAAGAAGCCGAUGCUCCAGAAACAGAUAUCUUCAGAUUUCGACUGCCUGUGCCACCCUUCAUUAUGGAGCCAGGAGCCAUUUUGGAAUUCGCCAUCUGCUUUCAUGUGAAAGGAUCUAAUCGUUGGGACAACAACAAUGGGAAGAAUUACAAACUGUCGUGCCACAGCUACAAGGUGACUGUGCCAAGGGAGUGUGAGGAUAGCAUGCUGCAUUUUACCUGAGUGGCCAC
Molecule: messenger RNA, 981 nt
Organism: Scomber japonicus (chub mackerel)
Lineage: Eukaryota; Metazoa; Chordata; Actinopteri; Scombriformes; Scombridae
Gene: ppp1r3db
Product: protein phosphatase 1, regulatory subunit 3Db
Exons: 2
Coding region: 47-973 (308 amino acids)
Biological process (GO): regulation of glycogen biosynthetic process
Cellular component (GO): protein phosphatase type 1 complex
Molecular function (GO): protein phosphatase 1 binding; glycogen binding
Source: RefSeq, a predicted model, not a curated record